AUGAACGAGUGGUACGGGCAAGUGCAUGAGCUCAUCCUCAAAGAGUCCGUGACCCGGGAGAACAUCGCGGGCGCGGUUGCGGGCUGCCAAACCAUCCGCCCACGCGAGGGCAUGUUCGACUUCCUGCGAAGCUGCCAGGAGCAUGUGCCGGCGAUCCCCGUGAUCAUCAUGUCCGCCGGCCUCGGCGACGUCAUCGAGGAGUUCCUCCGGCAGACGCUGCCCUUCGAGCGGGCCCCAACGACGCACGUGGUCUCCAACAGGAUGGUCUUCAACGAGGAAGGGCGGCUAGUCGACUUUUCGGAGCCCCUCCUCCACAUGUUCAACAAGACGGCCGCGUUCUUGCCCGAGGCCUGCAGAGAGCUGGCGAAGGGCAAGCGCCAGUGCCUCUUGAUGGGCGACGGCGUGGGCGACUGCACCAUGGCUAACGGCCUGGAGGUCGAACCGUUCAAGAUUGGCUUCUUGAACGAGAAGAUCGAGGAGAGGAUGCCAGAGUUCCAGCAGAAGUUUGACGUCGUAGUGACCGGGGACGCGCCGGUGCCGGAGCUUGCGUUUCGGGCCAUUGGUGGCCGUGUAUGA
Messenger RNA from Symbiodinium natans, 576 nucleotides. The record is from the annotation of a GenBank genome assembly. Lineage: Eukaryota; Dinophyceae; Suessiales; Symbiodiniaceae.